CACUCCCAUUCACACGACCCCAAAGUUAAACGAAUGCGGGCCUUUCCCAGGACCAUGGAAAACAGUUUGAUAGUCCGUAGAACACGAAGAGUGGCGGCGGACUGUGUCAUGGAACUCAGCCCACUACAGGAUGGCGGCGAAGACACCGAAGGCGACGGCGACAGCAACCAGGAAGACCGAAAAAGUUCACGAAACAGGGGCAGUAGCCUAAAGAGGAUACUCGCCAGCAUAGCGAAGGAGAUCUUGGUAGUGUUGCCCGUACUCGUCUUCCUGCUCCUGCUGUGGGCUUUGGUGCAGUUCUCCGUGCGACAACUGCUUGUCUGGCGGUCCCCUGGGGAGUUCAACGCCGAGAGUGCCAGGAAACAUCUUGAUAGCAUAACAGCAUUCGGCCCCAGACCUGUUGGGAGUCCAGAAAAUGAAAUAUUGACAGUGAACUAUCUCCUGAGUCAAAUCGAGUUUAUCAGACAGGAAAGUAACCAAACUGCGCACACAAUUACAGUGGAUGUACAAAGACCUACAGGAUACAAAAACUUUGGUUACUUUAUCAAUUACUAUGACAACAUCACUAAUGUUGUUGUUAAGCUGGAGCCAAGAGGAGGAGAAGGAGCACAACAUGCAGUGCUGGCAAACUGUCAUUUUGAUUCUGUGCCAAACAGUCCAGGUGCUAGUGAUGAUGCUGUCAGCUGCUCAAUUAUGCUUGAAAUACUGCGUUCAUUAUCAAACCAGUCUGCUCCACUGACCCAUGGAAUUUUGUUCCUUUUUAAUGGUGCAGAGGAAAGUGGGCUUCAGGCUAGUCAUGGAUUCAUCACACAGCAUCCAUGGGCUAAGCUUGUACGGGCUUUCAUCAAUCUUGAAGCUGCUGGUGUUGGAGGGAAGGAGAUAGUAUUUCAAAUAGGUCCUAACAGCCCGUGGCUUGUGGAGGCAUAUGCCCUUGCUGCAGUACACCCAUUUGCCUCUGUAGUUGGACAAGACAUUUUUCAGAGUGGCUUUAUCCCAUCAACUACGGAUUUCAUAAUCUUUACAAAUGUUGGACACAUUCCCGGCAUAGAUAUGGCCUUCAUUGAAAAUGGUUACCUCUAUCAUACCAAGUUUGAUACACCCAACAGAAUUCUGACAGAAUCCAUACAAAGAGCUGGUGACAAUAUUCUGGCUGUGAUUAAACAUCUUGCUACAUCUAAUGAGCUGUCUGCCUCCAAACAGUAUCAGCAUGACAGCAUGGUUUACUUUGAUCUGCUGGGAGUGUACUUGGUUGCUUACCCAGCACAAACUGGCACAAUCAUUAACUGCAUUGUCGCAGUGGUGACUUUCAUUUAUCUUAUAAAUAGAAUGUUUCUUUCUAAGGACAAUGGUGGCAGAUACUGGCAGUUCUUUUUAUAUGGAACAUUUGUCACUGUGAUAACCUGGGUCAUCACUACUGGCGUUUCUGUUCUUGUCGCUGUCAUUAUUACUGUGACAGGACGUGCCAUGUUCUGGUAUAACCAUUUCUAUGCUGCAGUCUUCCUUUAUGGAUCAGCAUCUGUCACUGUGCUGCAACUCAUGGUCUUCCUAGAAAAGAACUGGUGCUGUGGGCUACAUCAUAAAGUGAGCAAUUUUUUCCUGGCUGAGUUGUAUUUCGAUGUCUCGUUGAUGCUGUGGUCCCUUGCCCUGGUUUACCUGACUGUAAAAGGAUUGUGUUCUGCUUAUGUUCCACUGAUGAUGGUCGUUUUUCCGCUUUCCACCAAGCUGUUUUGCUGUCACUCAUUCACUCAGUGUGGGUCCACGGUGAAGUACCUUCUGGGCUUGUCUCUUCCCUACAUGCACGUCACAUUCCUGAUUUGGUUGGUCUUUGAGAGCUUCUGUGCAAUCCUAGGACGCACUGUUGAUGUAUCGCCAGAUAUUGUGAUGGCUUUUCUAACUUCAGGGAGCACCCUCAUUCUGGCAACCUAUCUUGUGCCCAUUUUCUAUUUAAGUAAGCACACAAAAGAAAUACUCUUGCUGUGUGCAUGUGUUGUUCUUGUAAUGUGUGUGUGGGUUGUUUGUGGCACCUUUCCAUACUCCUCUGAUUCUGCCAGCCCUCGUCCAAAGCGUAUUUUCCUUGAGCACACAACCAAGACAAUCCAUAACCUCACUGGAGAAGUGGUCACGAAGAACUCUGGGAUAUGGAUCACUAGCUUUGAUUAUACUGGAAUGGAUCACGUGACUCCACACAUCCCAGAAAUCAAUGAUUCCAUCCGUGUUGACUGUGGGAGUAAACUUCAAGACUGUAGCUUAUCAAGUCUCCAGUUUUCCAUUAAGGAGCAGUGGUACCUGCCAGCCCCAGAGGUGCACCCAAAGCAUGCCCUUAAUUUGACCCUACUGAACAGACGCGAGACGCCGUGGGGGACCACCAACCUAACAUUUGAAGUCUUAGGGCCCAGUCACUUGUUCUUACACCUGGAAACCCAGAAUGGAUCACAACUGAAAAACUGGUCCUUUACACAAGGCUGGAGAUGGUUCUGGGGGACGCAAUUUUUGGAAGUUUACCGUGGCUUAAGUUCUUCAGCCUGGCAUUUCUGGUUAGAGAUGAAAGUCAAUGAAACCAAUUCAAAAGAAGGCAUAAUCUCCAUCGCUGUGACAUCUCAGUACGUUCAUGGAGAUGAUCAGAAUACCGACAUGCUGAAAGACUUGCUGCAACGCUUUCCAGAUUGGUCACUCCCUUCUCACUCAGUCAGCACCUGCCAUUUCUUUGUCUUCUAAAUUCCAGUAAUGCUGCUUUAAUGAAAGAUGCAAUAAUUAGUUCAUCAAAAUUAUUUACAAUGUUAAAGAAAUACACCCAAAAAUUACAAUUUUUAUGUUACUUACACUAUUUUGUUGAUAGCGAUGGCCAAGAGAAAAAAAUUAAUGUCAUGUUUUUGUGCAGAAUGAAGAGGAAAAUGUUUCUGAUAUAAUAGAACCCAAUGGGGGCCAGUGCUGUACAAUGGAAAUGUGAAAAACAUUCAUAGAAAAAAAGGACAAAAAUCUCAAGUUACUUGUGUUGCAUAAUCCACAAAUGAAAACCCACCUCUCCCCCUCAUUUGCUGAUCAAAAGUCCUGUCUUCAAUGCAAAAAGUCAAUCCCAUAAGGCUUUAGUUUCCUGUUUAUGAUGUGCGCCGAUUUAUUCUGGAUGCAACUAUUUUAAAAUGUUUAGAUAGAGUGCAGUGGGUAGCACUGCUGCCUCGCAGUUAGGAGACCCGGGUUCGCCU
Polypterus senegalus (gray bichir) is the source of this 3200-nucleotide messenger RNA. Its product is annotated as endoplasmic reticulum metallopeptidase 1-like. The transcript is spliced from 15 exons. Gene Ontology annotation, biological process: proteolysis. The coding region runs from base 34 to 2715 and encodes 893 amino acids. The record is from RefSeq and is a predicted model, not a curated record. Gene Ontology annotation, molecular function: metalloexopeptidase activity. NCBI's taxonomy places the organism in Eukaryota, Metazoa, Chordata, Cladistia, Polypteriformes, Polypteridae.